This is a messenger RNA of Daphnia magna, 1213 nucleotides long. RefSeq lists its product as uncharacterized. The transcript is spliced from 6 exons. Gene Ontology annotation, biological process: DNA integration. The record is from RefSeq and is a predicted model, not a curated record. Bases 131 to 1039 code for a protein of 302 amino acids. Gene Ontology annotation, molecular function: nucleic acid binding. NCBI's taxonomy places the organism in Eukaryota, Metazoa, Arthropoda, Branchiopoda, Diplostraca, Daphniidae.
UCUGCGGGAAGCACACAUCAUAUUGUUUCUUAUUUCGUUCACACAGUCACACUCAGUCACACACUCCAUGUCAGUCACUUAUUUUGUUCCCAAAUCAGCAGUGUUCUGAAUCAAUUAAUAAGUAAACAAAAUGGCUACCUUUAAUGAACUACAACAAGUGUAUUUAGAAUACACUCAUAAUCUUCUACCUGGCACUAUCGGACUGAGUUUUCCUGACUUCUGUACUGGAUACAAUGUUUUCACAGAGCAACCGGCUUUCCCUGCUUUACAUGGGGCUAAUGAAGAGCAAGCAGCAACCAACUAUAGAAAAAUACCUGUUGAUGUUGAACAGCUGAAAGAUUAUCUUGCAUGUGAUUUCAAAAUUCAUGGGAUUUCUGUUUUGAUGCAGAUCAGUGAACCAACUCUUAAACGCAGAAUCAAGGAAUAUGGUUUAUCAAUAAGAGGAAGCUACUCCAACAUUUCUGAUAAUGAUCUCGAUAUUGUCAUUGCCAACGUGCUCAAAAGGUUUCCCAAGUUUGGUCUACAGUUGUUGCAAGGCAAACUUGUUGCAGAUGGGUACAAAUUGCAAGAAAAGCGUUUGCGAGCUUCCUAUGCUAGAAUUGGGCUGAAGAAGGCUAAACCUGGCUUGAAACAGAUUCCUCGUGUGGUUUAUCACGCAGAUUCCCCUUUACAAAUGUGGCACAUGGAUGGAUUCCACAAAUUUGAUGGAUGGGGAUUUGUUGUUCAUGGAAUUGUUGAUGGAUAUAGUAAGGCGAUAGUGGGAAUGCAAGUUAGUGACAACAACCGCUCAGAGACUGUUGUCAAACUAUUGCAUUCUAGCUGCAUCAUUUGGGGAACUCCAGCUUGUUUAAGAACUGAUCGAGGAGGAGAAAAUGUAUUAGCAGCUGAUUAUAUGUUAAAUGUACGGGGUGUAGAUAGAUCCAGUUUUUACGCUGGCUCUUCCAUGCGGAAUCAAAGAAUUGAACGUCAGUGGAGAGACACGAAUCAAUUUAUUAACCUAAAUAAUUAUUUAUGGUUAAGAGACAAAACUAAAACUUAACAAAUUGUUUACUUUAGAAUAGCAUCGUAGUUUUCUUCCUCAGUAUUUUCAACGUUGAAAUCCACCACUCGCUGGGAAACGUAUAUGUCAGCCAAAUUACUUUUUUCUUGUUUUGAAGCUCUCGUCCCAAGCCAUCCAAUGUGAGGCAUUAAAUAGACAUGCAUUUUGAACGUA